Molecule: messenger RNA, 875 nt
Organism: Colletotrichum phormii
Lineage: Eukaryota; Fungi; Ascomycota; Sordariomycetes; Glomerellales; Glomerellaceae
Exons: 2
Coding region: 72-464 (130 amino acids)
Source: RefSeq, a predicted model, not a curated record
GAUUCAUCAACUAUCCCCUCACGACCAAACUUGGAUCGUUUUCAGGGGAUGAGCCUUACCAAGAGGUUGAGAUGAUUGCAGAUGCUGAAUUCAGUAGGUCCGGUUUGCUUUCGUGUGAGCCGGCUCGAAUUCUGUUGGAAACAUCUGAUGCAUUCACACCGGCGUACAUUCUCACAUUGAACGUGGGCGAAGUUGGCGAAGGCGACUCUGGUGCAUGGGUUGUGGGUUCAUCCUCUCACGACGUUUUCGGCCACACGAUCGCGGCAGAUAUGUUCGGCGACGCAUACAUUGUCCCUUUGGACCAAACAUUCGCAGACAUUCAAAGAAGUCUGGGCGCAGAAUCUGUUCAUCUACCUUCUCCGCAAGACUGCACAUUCGAGCAAGUUUUCUCUGGCCACUUUCGCUCGCUGGCACGCGGUAAGGAUGUCACCUCGGCUUCUUCAACUACGGAGAGUUCGUUGUGAAACCCUACGAGUCACGCAAGCUUAGAUUCCGCCUACGCUUCGACAAGUGACAGCCUGGACAACUAUGAACUGAGCAUACGACACCGCCUGUUCGAAAGUGGCUUAGAUACAUAUAUCGCUAGUUCCGCAUUUAAUGUCGAUCUAGGAGAACAAGGAACUCUCACUUUUCCAUCGUUCAAUGUCGGCGACGAAAACACACGCCCUGAGCAGAGUGCUAAGCGGAGGCGUCUAUCAACAGGAGCCUAUGUUGAGGAGACCUUUUUCGAAAGACCAUCGCGAUGAAGCAAGAUGCGUACGACAGAGAUGGGCUAAACGAGGACGUGGGAAAGAUGCUUUGAUAACCUGAGACUAAGCAUGCUGUUUUCCUAAGAAAGAAGAGAAAUCAAGCUACUGUGCCUCCUUCUCUCAAGC